Molecule: messenger RNA, 822 nt
Organism: Nematocida major
Lineage: Eukaryota; Fungi; Microsporidia
Exons: 1
Coding region: 1-822 (273 amino acids)
Source: RefSeq, a predicted model, not a curated record
AUGCAAGCAGAGAAGAAAAAAAUAGAGAAAAAAAAUCAUGUGCCCAAGAGGGCAAAGAAGGCUUGCCCACUAUCUCUUUUCAUGUGGAUACAGGAAAUGGACAUUGACGAAACCAUGUACAUCUCCAUGUGCGCAGAGACAGGCCUGCGUGCAAAGACAUUUCAGGAAAUUGGCGAGGAGCUGGCGGCCAUGGAGGCCGAGCUAUGCCUCAACGCAAAUGGGCAGGCGCGCACUGGAAAGAAGCAGCGGACGCUGCACCAGAUAAAAAACGCGUUCCUGUGGAUAUGGAAGACCAAGACAAAGCCGUGCCAGGAGUACUGCGCAAACAUGAGCCGGCAGUACAAUCUUUCGAUACCAUACAUGCACUCAAGCGGGCUUUCCAUCAUCAAGGGGUAUAUGCACAGAUACAAGACCAUUCUAAAGGAGGUUGCGGAGAUUUCCAAAAACUCUAUAAAAGAGCUCAAAAACACAGAAAUGGGCCCCGUGUUUGCAAAAAACGCGCGCCCCCUCCUUGAAAGGGACACGUUUGCAGGAAAAGACCACAUAUGGAUGGAGCUUGUCCGGGAAAAGACCCCGGCUCCGCAUGCAGAUCACAUGCUUUUGCAGUGCAAGGAGGCAGAGAGCUCGGGGAAGAUGCCCCACAACGCGCUGGGGUUUAUGGAGAAGGACGCGCAGGCCGAGCUGGAGCAGGCUUUUUCUGAAUACUACGGCUUUCUUGUUGAAAGCAACUCUUCAAGCUUCUUUGCCAAAAAGAAACACGUAAGCAUAUGCAAUUAUAAAAACUUGAGCCGAUACUUUUACGAGUUUAAAGUGCAGUACUAG